GGCAGUCGUCAAGACAUGGUCAUGCGUAUGUCGGUAAUGUGCGCGAAAUUUCCUCGAUAUUUAUGUUUCCAGAAUAGUCGUGGAAAAUAAUUUCACCAUAUUAUGGAAAAUUUUCUAUUUUUUAAAUACCCACAAAUCCUGUAAUUUAUGUUUCUUCAUAUUUUUUGUAAAAUUAAUUCAAAGUAUCGUAUUCAGUGAAAAAACAAAACAAUAAUUAUAAAGUAAAUAAAGCAUAUGUAAAUUUUAUUUCAACAGAAACCAUUUAGAAACAUUUAAAAAAUCUGGAAAAUAUUGGUAAAGUACAAUUAAUAUCAUUUCAUUACAUAGUAUUUUAUGCAGAUCUUUAAUUUUGUAUAUUGAAAAGAAGCCAUUUGUAUGACCUCAAAAAGUAAAUCUAUAAUCGUUUGUCAUCGACGAUCAAGAUAUGAAAUACGUGAAUAUAUUUAAGAAUUUAUUAUCAAAAUCUCAAUUACACCCAAUAUUUUACAGUAUUUUUUAAAUAGUUGGCCCUUUUUACGAUGAUUUCGCGAGGUUGGCGUGUUUGAUAUCGUUGUAUGCUCUUGCGAGGCGGCCAUCACGGCAGUUUGUGGCAAGCUUGGCCAGCGGGUAUGUGUUAAGUGAGUGAGAGUGGUGUUGCUCCGUAUUUUUCACAAUUCUAAUGUGGAUUAUCACUCAAAAAACGAAGAUUCUGGCUAUGAAGGAUAUUAUUUACUAGAAGAUAUUCACGUAAAAUGGAAUAUAACUUAUAUCCAUUGAAGUGCAAAACCAGCUGAUUGGUAGGCCCGGGUCAUUUUUAUUGAAAUUUCGCGGAGGAAAACAAUGGAACGACCGCCCCGUAACGAGCCGCCGGUGGAGCCCGUCAAUGGAGUGGUACAACCACCAGUUCAUCCGCCUCCAGACAGCCCGGGGCGUAUUACUAACCAGCUGCAAUUCUUGCAGAAAACGGUUUUAAAGGCUGUUUGGAAGCACCAAUUUGCUUGGCCAUUUCAACAGCCUGUGGAUGCCAAAAAACUAAAUUUGCCCGACUAUCACAGAAUAAUUAAACAACCAAUGGACCUGGGAACAAUUAAGAAGCGAUUAGAUAAUAAUUAUUAUUGGUCGGGCAAAGAAUGCAUCCAAGAUUUCAACAGUAUGUUCACGAACUGUUACGUUUACAAUAAACCCGGAGAAGAUGUUGUUGUUAUGGCCCAGACUUUGGAAAAGGUAUUUUUGACAAAAGUGGCUGAUAUGCCAAAGGAAGAGAUAGUGGUGGAAACCCCGCCUGCCAGAGGAGCAGGGAAAGGUAAAAAAGGUCGUGCCAGUACAGCUGGUGGGGUUAAUCCUGUAGCCGCUUCGGCAGGUAGAGGAAGACCUCCAGCAACAGUUUCAUCCACUAGCGUUACUCCAGUGGCCACGACCACAGGAUCUUCAGGUUUACCUUUGGGCACUCAAGCACCAUCUACAGUUCCGGGCAGUACAGCGACUACUACUAUAGCUGCAGCUAAUAUGAACAACAGUUCAUUAUCCUCACAGCAACUAAACACUCCCAAUACCAUUCAUGGUAGCGGUCCCAAUUUAGCAAAUUCCCUAGACCCCAGUGGCGUCCUACCAGGGAACGUCAUGCCACCUGCACAACCAGCUAAGGUAAAAAAGGGCGUGAAGAGAAAGGCCGAUACUACGACGCCUGCUACUGCCUACGACUAUCCACCUCCUCUAGAAUCGAAAUCAGCAAAAAUAUCGACACGUCGAGAGUCAGGCAGGCAAAUAAAGAAACCUACAAGGCCUGAACUAGAUGGUCACGUACCACAACCUGCCUCACAUAAAACUAAAGAAAAGCUGCCAGAAUCCCUUAAGGCUUGUUAUGAAAUUUUGUUGGAAUUAUUUUCAAAGAAACAUUCUAGUUACGCUUGGCCGUUUUAUCAACCGGUAGACGCGGAACUAUUGGGUUUACAUGACUAUCACGACAUAAUUAAAAAACCAAUGGACUUUAGUACAGUUAAAAGUAAAAUGGAAAAUAGAGAAUACCGCACACCGCAGGACUUCGCCGCCGACGUUAGACUGAUUUUUAGUAAUUGUUACAAAUACAACCCUUCUGACCACGAUGUGGUUGCCAUGGCGAGGAAGUUGCAGGAUGUGUUUGAAGUUAGAUAUGCUAAAAUCCCCGAUGAACCAGUCAACCGAGCUGUUAAUAACGUAGCCGCCAAAUCGGAAUCCAGUUCUUCCGGUUCAAGUUCGGAUUCCUCUAGUGACACUGAUGACUCUGAAGAAGAACGACGAACUAAACAACUUAAAUUACUGGAGAAAGAGCUAACGGCGAUGCAAGAAAAGAUGCGUAAAUUAGUAGACGAAAGUUCGCGCAGGAAAAAAGAGAAAAAGAAGGAUAAAGUAAAGAAAAAACCGACAUCAGGUGCGUCAAUAGCGAAUGCCUCUUUAUCAACGUUACCAAAUAGUAGCAGCGCGGGCAUGGGUAAGCCGGGCUCCGGUGGACACGGGUCCUUAAACAAGUCAAACAACAACAAUUCGAUCACCGCGGAUAGCGUUGACGACAGCAUCGCUAGUGUUGUGUCGGGAGCUGAUCUGAAGAUGGCUGGUUCUGAUUCGCACCAUCCUCAAACUGGUGCGGCGACGACACACCAUCCGCCUGCUGGUCUUCGAGGCAAUAAACCAGCAGCAGCGACAAACGCCGCUCCAAAUAAAAGGGUAAAAGCUAAUAAUAAAGCCGGUGCUGGCAGGAAAAAGAAUGCAGUUCAACCGCCUCCGGUGCAAUUCGAUUCUGAGGACGAAGACAAUGCUAAACCUAUGUCCUACGAUGAAAAACGUCAACUAUCACUAGAUAUUAACAAAUUACCUGGCGAUAAAUUAGGGAGAGUUGUACAUAUAAUCCAAUCCAGAGAGCCGUCGCUAAGGGAUUCAAAUCCUGAUGAAAUCGAGAUCGAUUUCGAAACUUUAAAACCGUCUACUUUAAGAGAAUUGGAAAGUUACGUCGCAUCGUGUCUUCGUAAAAAGCCACGUAAGCCAUACUACAAAAAAGUAGCUGGCAAAUCCAAAGACGAACAAAUAGCGGAAAAGAAGCAGGAGCUAGAAAAAAGAUUGAUAGAUGUGAACGACAAAAUCGGUAACACGAAGAAAACGCCUAAAAAAGACGAAGCGAAUAAGGUGGAUCCUACUGGCGCCAGUGGACCAUCUGGUCGCCUUUCAUCAACCUCUAGUAGUUCGGACUCUGAUAGUAGCAGUAGCAGUUUAUCGUCAAGCUCCAGCGAUUCCAGUGAUAGCGAAGCAGGUGGACCUACAAAUCGGCAGAUUAAGAAGAAGGGGACAAAAAAAUCACCAAAUCCUUCUGUAGGCAAUUCCAAUAAUGUGCAUGCUGGUCCAACGGUGUCAAUAACUAGUACACCCAUACCAGUAUCUGUUACUACAGCUCCUACUAUAACCACGGCAGUAAAUACUACUUUGCCAUCAAAUGCCAACGUUACAGCAUCAACAAAUACAAUCACUCCUCAAAUUCCAUCUACGCCCGUCGCGCAUGCUACUGCUCCUCCUCAAUCAACGCAAGCAUCGCCCAUAGCAAAUGUUACACCGAUUAUGAAUGUUAAACAAUCGCAACAAGCAACACCGAUCACUCCAAUAGUACCUCCUAUUGUUAAACCUGAAAAAUUACCUGCCGUAACGCAUUUACCGACUACCGUUCCUACAAUAAUUCCUACAACUGUACCACAAGCCCCUAAAGCUGUAGCGCUACCUACCCCUUCUCCAGAUAAACCAAAACCUAACAUCAUAUCACCAAUUGGUACUUAUACCGACCCCAUUGAACAAUCUUUAGCUAGUCUAGAGCAUGAUAUUAAACAAAACGCCGCGAUGGAUGUUAUCACUGCAUCUUCCAUGUUACAAAUGCCUACAACCUUGAGCAAUCCCAUAGUUCCUCCACAUUCACAUCCUAAUCUAAAUUUAAAUCCCACCAUUAACCAUCCUGUUUUACAGCCGGGAACGUUGAAUAUGGAUAUGAAAGCUCCAGUAACUAUAGGAAAUAUGGCGCCGACGAACGCGUUGCUACACCAUGGGUUACCGAAUCCCAUGGAUUCAGAAAUGCCAGGGUUGAUACCACCUCAGCCGAAUAUGUUACACACGCAAAAUAACGGAUUUAGCAGUAUGAAACACGAUUUCGAUUUACCCACUAAUAACAAUGGUAUGUCUUCUAUGGGUUUACCAAUGGAAUUAUCGAUACCUUCGAUGUUUGAUCCCCUGCCGCAACAUCUAAACACCCAAUUGAUGAAAAACGAUCAUCAAAUCAAAAUGGACGAACGGAUGGACACUCUAAGCGGUCUUUUGAAUGAUAAAAAGUCACUUCCAUUGAACCAAAAACCUGUAUCGCAAUCAUACGGUUUCAAGACUGAAAAACCAGAACAUAAUGUUAAAAAUGCAAGUUCCUGGUCUAGUUUGGCUAAGGGCAAAUCGCCGCAAAACAACACGACACCCGGCGGAAGUAGUAAACAACAAGUUAUGGAUAGUUUCAAGCAAUUCCAAACUAAAGCAAAAGAAAAAGCCGACCGAGAAAAACAAAGACUGGAAAACCUAGAGAUAAAGAGACAACAAAGAGAACAGGCCGAAAGGGAGAGAUUGCGAGCAGAGAAUGAACGCAGACGGGAGAGAGAAGAGGAAGAUGCGUUGGAAAAAGCAAGGAAAGCCGUAGCUGAUCAACAACAAACCAUACCCAGCCAAAGGGUAGAGGAAUUGAAAUCAUCGCCUGGGGAAGGUAGCACUUCACCGGGUUCACUGAGUUCUGGUUCGGAAAGGAUAUCAGAUAGAGAAAGACAAAGGUUACAAGAACAAGAAAGACGAAGACGAGAAGUGAUGGCAAAUAAAAUCGAUAUGAACAUGCAAAGUGAUUUAAUGGCGGCUUUUGAAGGUUCAUUAUGAGCGGUGAUAAUAAUGUGCGGUAGACUGAAUACUAAAUUUAUUAUUGAUAAAGAGACUCGCACGAGCCAGUUUUGUGUAUUUAAUGUAUUUAUAUGACAAUUUUAAUAGGUGUUGAAUAUUGUUUAGACGCUCAAAAAAAAUAUUUGAACAUGCUUCCAUUAUAAUGAGUUUCGAUUAACAGAGAAUCAUUUCAUACUUUCUGUUUGAUGAUUAUUUCUUGUUUUGUGUUCUUGGCCAGACUCUGAUUUUUAAAUAUUUUUAUAUAUACAUAUAUAAUAAUUUACGACAUUUUCCACGUGGUUUGUAUAUAGGAUAUACUAUAAAUUUAUUACAAAUUGUACAUAGAAAAAUACUGUUGGGUUGAUUAAUGUGUUAGUUUUUAUUUUAUUAAGUAUUCCUUUUUCCCUCACUUGUUUUUUGUUUAGUUGUACCUUCUGUCUUUUCGCAUACAAACCGAUUUAAAGUACCCCCGAUUUUAAUUAGAUUUUCAAAAUUAUUUUCGUAUACAGUAUUUGAUCAUAUUUAUCAAAAAUUUAAGCAAAUAUUAAAAAAAAAACUAUUAAAUCGACUAUUACAAACUUUGUAUUUUUCAUUCAUCACUUCUUCGCUUUCCAUUUUAUAGUGAUUUUGCAACGUUUUUUAUCUAUUCAGUCGGAUAUUUUAUUUGACAACUUUUUCCUUCGUCAAGUUAAAGUAUUUCGGGUUAAUACAAUUGGAACUUAUAGUAUAUUUUUUGUAAUAUUCCGUUUGGAAUCAAACCGAGUUAUUGUACACAAAUUCUUUAUUCAGUAAAAAACCAUAAUAUCAACUAAUCCAAUCAACUGCAGUGAAGUGACAUUUGAACCACUUUUUUUAAAUCUUAUUGUCCACAUAGUAACUACAUUCCAACUAGCAUCCAGUAGUUUGUUCAUUAAAUGAUUUUUCUCUAUUUUUUCUGGGGUUAGUCUGUUGGUCUAUCUAUUUAUUUUAAUUUAAUUAAUUUGAUGAUUUUUAAGGUUCUCUCUAUAGUGUUAAUUAUCCACUUUGACAUUUUUCCUAUAAUUUAUUUGAACGGUAUGGUUAUUUGUAAUAUGGUAAUUUUUCCUCAUUUUUUUGAGAACUUCUAGGUUUAACUAUGUUUUAGACUUGCUAGCCUCUGCUAUUUGAUUAAUAAUAAACUAAUUUGACUUUUAAAAUACUGUGUACAAUAUUAAAAAUUGAUCAAACAUUUUUAGUGUCAAGUAAAGUAUUAAAUUAUGGAUUCUUAAUAAAUAAAAUAUGUGAAAUAUAUGGAAUUGUAAUAACUCGUGGAAACACUUCCAAAAAUAUUUUUUUAAAUUGUUUGUCAUAACUUAGUAUCUCACAAAAGUGUUAUUUAACUCUUUUUGGAGUGUUGCAUAAAUCCUGUAGCUCCGAUAGUUUUUAUUAAUUUUCUUUUUGUUUAACCGACUCGUUUCAAGCAGUACAAGGUAUUUCAGGUUAUCUGGUAUGGAAGGUAUGGAAGUUAUCUGCUUUUUGUUAUUCCUCAAUUAAAAUAAACAUUGGUUUUUCAAAAAUGUUUUCCAAAUUUGAUACUAUCUAAAUUGUUUCACACAAUUAAUCCUUCGUUUUAUGAACAAAACCGUGUGUUUUUUAUUAACAUGGUAUAAUCAAAUGUUUUUACAGUGAUGUGACAUUAGAACUACUUUUAUUAACCAACGAUUGUUUGAAUUUCAACGCGGUCUAAUCAACUGUGAAUAUAUGCUUUGAAGUGACAUUUGAACUACUUUGUUUUAAUCUACAUUCCAAAUAACAUCCAGCAAUUUGUUCUUCAUUAAAUGAUUUUUCUCUUUUUUUUUUAGGGGUUAGUCUAUUGGUCUAUAUAUUUAUUCUAGUCCUGACGGCCUGUUAUUCUAUGAAUAACAAACUGCAAAAUCUAAUGAUUUUUCAGGGUUCUCUGUACAGUAGUAAAUAUCCGCUUUGACAUUUUUCCAAAUAUUUUUCGAACAAAUGGUUCAUAAGUUUGGUAUGUUUUAAUUUCUUUCUUUCUUCUUCAUUUACUAAAUUUUCCCUAUGUUUUUGAAAACUUCUAUGUUUAACUGUGUAUUACAGUGCUACUAGCCUCUGCUAAUUGAUGAAUAAUAAACUGAUUUGACUUUUAAAAUCCUGUGUAGAAAAUUAAAAAUUGUAUAGUCUUAAAUUGUGAAUUAUUAAUAAAUGCAAUAUAUGAAAUUAAAAACUAGUUGAUACACUUAUGAAAAUAUUUUUUUUUAAAUUGUGAGUCAUAACUUAGUUUGUCAGAAAAGUGUUAUUUUAACUCUUUUUGGAGUGUUGCAUAAAUCCUGUAGCUCCGGUAGCUUUUAUUAAUUUACUUGUUUUUUAGUAGACUCGUUUCAUACAGUAAAAGGUAUUUCAGUUCGGUAAACUCAUUUGGAAGUUCUCUUCUUUUUGUAAUUCCCCAAUCAAAAUCAAACCAUGGUUUUUCAACUAUAUUUUCUAAGUUUGAUACUAUUUAAAUUUGUUGCACACAAUUAAUCCUACGUUUUAUGAACAAAACCGUGUGUUUUCAAUUAUCAUGUAAAGUGAUGUGACUUUGAACUACUUUGUUAAUCAACGCUAGAUUUAAUUUCAACGUUGUCUAAUCAAUUGUGAAUAUAUGCAGUGAGGUGACUUUUGAGCUAUUUCUUUUUAUAAUAAAAUAAGGUGGAUCUUUGAAAUCGGGGGUGUUUUGAAACUAGUUUAUACCUUUUUUGGAUGUCAAUGUGAGAACAAUCUUUUCUGCGUUGAUUCACCUUGAAAAUCGUUUAAACAAAUGCGAUACUCAUAGUAUUUAGUUUAGUAAUAAAUGUAAUUUUUCGUAAAAAAUUAAAAAAAAAAUGAUAUAUAAGAGUGUACAUUUAUAUUAAUUUUCCGCGGGCACAUAUUUAAGAUUCAUAGAUGUUUUCUUUGUAAAUUGUUACUUUAGUUUAGUUUAUCUUCCUAAUAUUAGAUAAAUUGAUUAUAACAAAAUAUAUAAUUACCUCAGUUGCGUAUUCAAAUAAUUAAAAAUCAAAUUUAAAAAAAUUAACCAAAAAUCUUUGGUCACGGACCGUCUCGUUUUACAACAUUUGUUAACUCAUUAUAGCGACUCGAGAAAAUUACAAGACUAUCGUUUUCACUGUUUAUGGGAGUAGUAAUUCCAAUAUAAACCUACAAAUUUGGUCAAUAAUCUUUUAUUUUGAAACCAAUUAUUUUAGUUGAAUUUAAAACUUGAUAAAGUAGAGUCGAAACUAAAAACUACUUCCUGGUAUCAAACAUAAUAUUUCUGGAAAUGUGAGUGCUGCAUGUUGUUAACUGAUGUUGUAAAAUAUCUAUCUAGAAGACAUUAAGAGAUGAUAGAUAGGUGACAUAUUAUAUUGUAUUAAUUUUAAUUGAUCUCUUUAUAAAAUUAUUUUAUUAUAUGAAAUGUUCGGUUUUACCACAAAUUUGAAUUAAAUAACCAAACGUCAUAAUGAUUUGGAUUUUUUUCAUAUUUGUUAUAAGUCCAUUUAUGUGAGUUUCUAGUGUUUUUAGAAGGUUUAGAAGAUGCAAAUAAAUUUGCAUUAAAAGACGUGACAAUUAAAAAUGGGAUUUGUGAGGAAUAAAAUCAAUCAACGAACGGAAAUUUUUUGUUUAGUUAAAAUUAUAGUGUUAUAUUACUUUACUAAUGAAAUAUUUUGAAUUUGAAAGUAUUUUCAGUUGUUUAAAAAUCCUGUUAUACUAGAAAAUAGAAUUUACGAUGAAAAAUAUUCUGAAUUACUACAAAAUCUCUUAACAAAUACAAUAUCUGAUACUUCUAACUUUCUAGGUCGCUGGUUCAUAUUCACUUCGAACAACUAUACAGUGAUGGUAAAUAACAUGUUCGGUAUAGAAAAACGAAAAUUUUAUCUGUUAAGUGAAUGUAUGAACAAAGUGUGUCUAAAAAAUUUGGUAAAUAAUGUUGGAAAAGAAAAAAACAGAAGGUAUAGAUAAAUCACCCUUAUUGGCCUCCAUAGUAACCACCAUUGUACACAACAUACUCUGGACGGACUACGUUCAUAAAGCUUCUGAAACCUGAAUAGCCAAACAGAUGUCCAUGUAUAAUUGACACGACUUCUAGGAUCUCUAUGCGGGGAAACAAGCCAAGAGAAUAUAGUGAAUAAUCCAGAUCAAUUAACCAAGUAUCAGCACAUGUGGAUUGCAGAACUGCAGAAAGCCUGAAAGAUUUCAUCGUUAUCAUAGUCAAUUUUCGUGAACGCUAUUCUAUCAAUUGCCACUUGGAAUCUCCAGAUCGAACUGGUAGCACCAGGUUCCAUUCUAUGUUACUCUAGUUCGCAUAGUGAGAUGGUUUCCGAUCAUACAUGGUAAUGAAAUCUUACCGGUUUUUAUCAGUUUUAAUUUCUUAUCACCCGAUAACAUGUGUGGCACAAAUCUGGAACAGAUCUUCCAUGGUGAUGGUGUGAUUCGUCUUCUUUCUAAUACUCAAUUCCUCCGCCACCAACUGUACAGUUAGUCGAUAACCAACAGUGGCUCAUCUUAGUCAUUUCCUUGUUUGUUGCUAAAACUUUUGAAUCAGUUGUAAAUACAUUUUUUGGUACUGGUACAAUUUGACCAACAUUUCAUGUAACAAAACUUGAUAUAGCUGCGAGGUUUCCUGUUAGGUAGCGCUUCUUCUCUGGAUUGUCUCAUGCAAAAGCGUGAGCUUAGAAUAUAUUCACAGAACAUUGUCGCUAUCGAACAAAAAACUAAAAAGAUGUAAAUAUAACUAAAGUUUGUGAAAACAAUUGAAACUACUUUCAAAAUAAAAGAUAUGUACAAAUUAUUUUUUCUAUUGUCACACUGGGUGCCUCAAGUACAACCUGAAUGUGGAUUUGAACCACAAAAUACCAAUGAGAUAAAUGUCAUAAUUGCAGUUUGGACGAUCAACAAUAUAUUUCCCAAUGUUCAUGUUCAAAAAUAUUGAAUUAACCCAACUGAUUUGUAUUUGUUGUAGAUUUUACCUAGUUGGGAAUAUAAAAAAAAAGUUCAAAAAUUUUUAAAUCCGUAUUUGUUUUAAGUGAUUUCCUUUGAUUGCAAUUUUAGCUUCUAUUAUUAUAAAUGAAUAUUUCAACUGGAAGCUUACAAAAUUUUAAAAAACGGCCUUUUUUCUGUGUAUAAGUUUUCCAAUAAUUCUUGACGAAAUAGUACCAAAAUGUUUUCGGUUGGAUUCCAUGGACAAAUUUGGAAAAGAUACGAGUGUCAUCUGUAAUAUCUCUUGCCUAACCAAAAAGAACGAUUUCGUUUAACUACUGAAUAUUUCUAUGAAAAACAUUAUUAUAACUUUAGAAAUUUAGAUAGAAGGAAGUGUGUCGUUGAAUGUAAUUGAAAUGAUUAUAAUUAAGUGGGGUUAAUAUUAAGCAUGAAUUAAAUUGUUUAUUGAUAACAAUUUUCAAGUAUUUGGUCUUUUCAAUGAUUUCUCAAGAUCACUCUAUUAGUGAUAACUGCCCGACAUAAACUUAAAUAUGUCAGGUUGAAUGUAUACUGAGCUGUAAUUUACCAAUAUUUCAAUCACCUAGUGCAGUUGUUCAAAAGACCCUUAUUAAUAUUAAAACCACUUGAACUUUUAAAAAUUAAUACAAAAAGUAAUUGUACAAAAUAAACCAACCCAAUGAAUAAGAAAUUAUUUCUUGGGUUUUUUUUUAUCGGAAUAAUAUUAAAUUGUGUACACUUUUAAUAAAUUUAUGCCAAGUGCAAGUAUAUGAAGUGAUUAAUAGAUAAAAGUAGGAUUACAUUCAAUAUUCUGUCGGAUUUUUGUAAUUUUAAUUGUAUGAACGAAUUUGUUCGGCUCUUGUUUGAAUGGAUCCACUUUUAUACAUAUCUUUAAAAAAUAAUAGCAAUAAGAUUUAUUUCUUUAUUAUAUUUCUGACCUCGGACAAUCCCAUGAACGAAUUUUUUAUAUAAGCCAGUAAUUUUAUUUGCCUUGGUGCUUAAUUAUUACAGAUAUAUCAUAUUAGGACAUUUUUAGUAAAUAUCUAUAAGAUUUAGACAUAAUUAUCCCUGAAAAGCAGCUUAAAAACGGGAUGUAGAUAGCGACAUAGCAUUACGAAACAUUUAAGAAUUUAUUAAUUUCAAAUCAAAUGUAUGCUGUGAAGUGACAUUUGAACUACUUUUAUUAAUCAAAAAUAUACUAAAUUUUUGUGGUUUUUUCAAUUUUUCAACUAAUUUCAAUUUAAAAUUUGUAUGAGAUAAUUUCUUUAACUUCAAAAGUGCAGGGAGUAACCACGGUCUAAUAAGCUUUCUGCAAUGUGCUCUUCUUCUUUAACUGUUUUUCUUCCCUUUUUUUUAUAUUCCUGGAUUUUAGUAUGUAGCAUAGUCUCGCUAGUCUAGGUAUCAACCCGAGGAUUUUUAACAAUAUUUUCACAUAAUUGAUACUCUUUAAAUUGUUUCAUACAUUAAGUCCUUGUAUGUCCCAUGAACAAAAAGGUUUGAUCAUAAUGGUCUUAUCAACUUUCAAAGUGAUGUUGCAUUUGAACUACUUUGAUUAAUCAACAACAGAUUAAAUAAAACUAGAUUGUGUAAAAUUGGAAUAAUUUGAACGCUUUGUAACACUAACAAUCUCGUUCUAUUUGCUUUAUAAAAUUAAAUAAAAAUUCAAAUAGUGAAAAGAAAAACAGAAUAUGUUGUAUCUAGCAAAACUUUUUUGCCUUUUUAGAUUCUAUAAUGAAUUCUGAAGCCGUGCUAGCUUUGACUAAUUAAAUUAUCAUAGUUACAAUUUGUUUCCAAAAUGUUCUAAAUUGUUCUAUAGAUAUUGUGUAUUCAAAACUAUUUGAUAAAUAUUUUCACAAAAUAUGAAUUACGCCUUUAAAUAAUAAUGAAAACAAAAUGUUAAUUUAUUUAAAGCAUAUUUUAACCUUAUGAAAAUCAUUAUUGUAACCAAUAAAAAAGGUACUUUGAAUAAUUUAGUGGGGUUGUUUAUCGAGGACAGAUCCGUAUUAGAAUUUAUUAUUAAUACUUUUUCUUUGUUGUGUUUUUUUUAUUUAAUUUUAUUUUUGUGCUUUUUUUCCCAUGAAAAAAUAUGUAAAAAAAAUACUGUAAUAUAUCUUGAUUAGUGUUUAGAAAAGUGGUUUACAUUACCAAAAUGAAAAUGUUUCUCCAAUUCAUCGUGUAAGUUAAUAUCAACUUCGUGAUUGGUUAUCAAAUAUGAAUAUUCGAUAUCGCCGAACGUCAAACAAUCGUAGAACACAUUUUAAUUGUUAGAUAUUCAUUGUAUUUUGAUAUUAAUGAUAAGCAUGCUUCUUUUCAUAAUCAGUCCAUUUUUAAGUAUUGAAACUGUAAAUCAUGAAACUGGCUUAAUAUCGACUAUUUGUAUUUUUUACAGUGGUUACGAAAUAAUUUAAAACAAUUUAUACCAUUUUUUUAUAACUUAAAAUAAUUUCUUUAUUACCACAAUUUUGAUUUAUGUAAUGAUGAAAUGUAAAAUAAUCGUAUGGCUGUUAUCUAUUUUUUCAUUAUUUUGAAUUAAAGUCAUAAAUAGUGAUGUUAGAAUAAAUAUUUAAGAACUAAAAA
Messenger RNA from Diorhabda carinulata, 12393 nucleotides. RefSeq names its product bromodomain-containing protein 3-like. The coding region runs from base 820 to 4893 and encodes 1357 amino acids. The record is from RefSeq and is a predicted model, not a curated record. Gene Ontology annotation, cellular component: chromatin; nucleus. Gene Ontology annotation, biological process: chromatin remodeling; regulation of DNA-templated transcription. NCBI's taxonomy places the organism in Eukaryota, Metazoa, Arthropoda, Insecta, Coleoptera, Chrysomelidae. The transcript has 18 exons.